This is a messenger RNA of Scomber scombrus (Atlantic mackerel), 1779 nucleotides long. RefSeq names its product AT-rich interaction domain 6 (gene arid6). Gene Ontology annotation, biological process: regulation of transcription by RNA polymerase II. The transcript has 5 exons. The record is from RefSeq and is a predicted model, not a curated record. The coding region runs from base 1 to 1779 and encodes 592 amino acids. Gene Ontology annotation, cellular component: nucleus. Gene Ontology annotation, molecular function: transcription cis-regulatory region binding. NCBI's taxonomy places the organism in Eukaryota, Metazoa, Chordata, Actinopteri, Scombriformes, Scombridae.
AUGGCACACGGAGAGAUCCAAGACGGGAGAACCAAAGAGCGGGUGGAGGAGAUCCAAGAGGAGCAGUUCCUUAAAGAUCUCUACCUUUUCAUGAAGAAGAGAGAUUCACCCAUAGAGAGAAUCCCACAUCUGGGCUUCAAACAAAUUGAUUUAUUUGUUAUGUACACGACUGUCAGAGACUUGGGCGGCUACCACCAGGUGACUGCUCAGCAGCUAUGGAAGCAAAUUUACAACACACUCGGAGGAAAUCCUCGAAGCACGAGCGCAGCCACCUGCACCCGCAGACACUAUGAGAAGCUGCUGCUGCCAUACGAAUGCCACAUGAAAGGCAUAUUACUUAAUGUCUUGCCUCAGCAACAACCCAAGCACUUCCACUAUCCCAGCUACGGCAAAGAAGAUGAUGAUGGCCAGAGACCAGCCAAACGCAAACUGUUAUCAAUACCGCUGCACCAGAAUCCUCACAACUACCAGUCAGAGCCACAUGGGAGCACCUUCACCCUGCCACUCCACCGUCCUCACUACUAUCACCCAAGCCACACAAUUCUGUCCCCUUAUGUCCCGAUCCCCCCCUCAGUUUUGACAUCACACAACCCUCCUGCCCCCCAUCCCCAAUUUGCCUUCCAUCCAUCUCACCCAAACCCAACAGAGAGGAUUAAGGAGCCUCUGGAGCAAUUACGCUUCUUGGCAGAGCAAUACAAGACCUCGUCUGGACUGGCUGAGCCUCUGAACCUCAGCGUUAAAGCAUCAAGCCGAGAGACUAACAGCAACCCCACCUCUUCAUUCACCGCGCCUUCAUCCAGCAAGAACCCAAAGUUUUUGAACAAACCCUCCCCUCUGUACACUCUCCUUCACCCACGGGUGGUGAGAAGUGAGGCAUGUGAGACACAAGAUGGUGUGGAGGAUUAUGCUGUCGAUCUCAAUUCCAAAACGGCCUCAAGCAGCCCCGCACAUGACUCUGCUCCAGUACUGAAAACAGACGAGAGCACCUCUCCAAUAUCACCAGAACCCAGCUCUCCAAAAACAGACUUUACAAUCCAGCCAACGGAAGAACCAGAGGGGAGUCCAGAUUCGAGGAGGCUCAGUCUCAGCCACAUGCUGCCCAGGCCUCCUCAACAGAACGGAGGCAAGAUGGAAAUUGAGAUUCCCCUGUCUGUGUUUCAUAACUGGCUCAGGCUGUGUGGGCCCUCCGCCAUGAUGCAAGGGUCAAAGCAUCCUCUACAUCCUCUCUCCCAGGACCAACACUCUGGACAAAGGCAUUGUUCUAACACAGACAUCCUCCCCAACAAUAUGACAUUUCACAUGAAAGCCCAACACCAUGAGCGGAGCGCUGCCAUUGAAGAUCUAAGGCUGAAGCCGAGGAAUGCACCAAGCCCCACAUUAACCAACCAGACAUCCGGUAAUCACCACAAUGCGAGCCAAAAUCAUUUCACCAGCUACAAGCCUCUAAACAGCAUUUUGAAAAAUGCAGCCAGCCGAGAUGUUUACCCUGAUGAGCAGGAUAUUCAUAAAUCAUGUGGUUCCAAGCCCCCUAAUUGCUGGAAUGCCUAUGACAAAGAGAGCCAGGCUCACAAGAUCCAAGUUAAAAAUGACUCGAGUCCUCCCACAGUUGUGCAAGACCUUACAGUCACUAAAUCCUAUAAUGAAGACACAAACCAGGGAGGGAAAGAGAAGUCAGAGAUGGGGUCCUCGGCUCUGCUAAUGGUGAAUUCCAACUCUCUGUUGCGCCUCACCAAUGAGGAAGUGAUGAAGCUGAAGAAAAUCAUCUCAAACUCAUCGUGA